This is a messenger RNA of Mercenaria mercenaria, 1333 nucleotides long. RefSeq lists its product as uncharacterized. Lineage: Eukaryota; Metazoa; Mollusca; Bivalvia; Venerida; Veneridae. The transcript is spliced from 3 exons. The record is from RefSeq and is a predicted model, not a curated record. The coding region runs from base 92 to 1180 and encodes 362 amino acids.
ACGUCAACACUACAGGCGACGGACACGUCAUGGGUUUAAUAAGUUAUAAGGACAGUCAAAAAACAAGUGUUGGAAACAAAUCGUAUUAGUUAUGGCAAACGGGGACGUUCCUCUGUUAGAUAUUGGAGAAACUGUUCAAGAAUUUCUGAAUAGCAUUCUUGAACAAGUUGUAAGAGGUGUAGAGGAAAGUCGAAUUGAAGAAAAUAGAAAUUGCGUACAACAAGUUAUUGAAAAUGUUAUACGAGCGGCCAUAGUGGUUGUUGAAGAUGAGAAAUUCAGUUCCCAUCAAUACAGCGGGAAAAAUCAAAACGACGGAAAUAUGAAAAGAGUAUCAAUAGAUUUGUUGGAAGAGAACAUGGAAAACUGCGAUGAUGAUAGAACCGCCCGGAAGGAACAGGAGAAUGAAACAACUUCGCCAAUGUCUGAGAAACAGCAUAGUACAGCCAUUGAAAAUAUUUCAAAAAGUACAUAUCUACCUAGCCGUCAUACUUUGCACGCAAGUUUGAACAGGAGAACAGAAGAAGUAGAGAAAGCAAAGAUCAUGGAUAACAAACAUAGUUUAAAUACAGUGAUGAUAGAAUAUACACAACAUGCCUCUAAAGGGCAACAAUAUUGUCAAGCUGAAGAAACAACUGAAAAUAACUCUCUCGAAAAAGAAACAGAAAAGAAAAACUGUAAUGUAAUUUGGAACAAUAACAUGUCUAGUCUUCGGACGGAUACCAAUGUUUCAGAUGCCACUGGUACCAAUAUUUCGGAAGUCACUGCUCUCGCAACUCACUUAGAGGACUGUGUUAUAUCGUAUGGGCGCCUACAAGAUCAAAGUAUUAACUCACUGCGAUCAGAAUAUAUCCGCGAAUGUAGACCAAAUGACACGACCGACGCAAUAGUUAGAGUUAAAACUGAUGAACUGAAGGGGAAAACGUUCCCAAAAUUUUCAAAUGUUGAAAAGAAGAAAACACGAUACGGUAAAGUAAAAAUCUAUUACAACGGCAAACUUGAUCAAGACGAGAAGAAAAGAAUCAUUAAAGAGGCCACAGAACUGUUAAAAUAUGUAAAAGAUAAAGAAUUGGAGGAAAAGAAACAGCGCAAGGCAUUAGAAACGGAGAGAGAAAACAUUGGCACAAGGAUUAGAAACUUCUUCCGACGAUUAUCUUGCUGCAGUGGUUGCUGUGCUGAAUGACAUCCCAUUGUAUAGAUAUAUAUUUAUAAAAAAAAACUUAAAUCAUCAUUUAAGUUCAUAGAUAACUUUAUAUUCGCUGUUUAGCUUUUUUUUUGUAAAUUUAAUACAUCAUGUUUUUUUCACACAUAUAAUUAGGAUAAAUGUAUUAAUUGA